GAAAUUUGAGAAACAUGUUUCGAUUUUUCGUGGUAAUCGUAAUAUUUUUCGUGUUAAUCAACGCGGAAUUGCAAAAAAUUCCGUUGAACAAGACAAAUUCCAUUCGAAAAUCGCUUUCCAUCGAUCGUUUAUCUGGAAAUACUAGCGUUAUAAGAUUACCCUUGCAUUAUGAUGGAAAUGCUGCAUACUAUGGCGCUAUCACAAUUGGAACUCCACCACAAAAUUUUAAUGUAGCUAUCGACAUUGCUUUCCCAGAAUUAAUAAUACCAUCGAGAAAUUGCUGUUCUAAUGUUCCGUUAUAUAAUACAUACGAUCACACUAAAUCCAGCACAUACAUACCAAAUAAUACAUUUUUCAAUUUUGUAUAUAAUAAGGAAAAGACGAAUAUAAUAAGGAUAAUGUCGGGAUUCUUAUCUACUGAUGUAAUAAAUAUUGUUGGGAUUAAUGUUUCAAAUCAGACAUUCGGAGAAAUACUUGUAAUCGAAGUGAUUGAAUUCGACAAUGUGAAAUUCGACGGUAUAUUGGGAAUGGGUUUCUCUACGGUACCUUCCGAAAUGUCUUCUAUCUUUACCACUAUGAUUAAACAAGGUCUGUUGUCACGACCUGUUUUUAGUUUCUAUUUAAAUCGGAAUCCCGAAUUGAAUAAUGAACUGAUAUUGGGUAACUCCGAUGAAACGCUUUAUGAAGGCAAUUUAACGUACGUUGAUAUCAUCCACGAAACAUUCUGGAAAUUUUCUAUAGAUCAAAUUAAAAUAGGAGAUACGAUUUUAUGCAUGAAUCGCAGUCAAGCUAUGAUCGACACGCUCACACUCAAGCUAAUUGGACCAUCACCAGAUAUUGCAAAUAUUAAUAGACAAAUCGGGGCUAAUGAUACUGAGGGAGAAAUGAUUGUGGAUUGCGACAAGAUUUCUAAUUUGCCCAAAAUCUAUUUCUUCCUAGAUGACAAACCAUUCGGUUUCUCUGGUGAAGAUUAUAUUAUUAAGCUCGAACAAAUUAAUAAGACAAAGUGCAUAAGCGCUUUUAAGAGUGCAGAUACCUGUAUAAGUGCGAACAAAACUAAGGAACCGGAUUGGAUUUUGGGCAAUGUAUUUCUUCGUCGGUACUAUACCGAAUUCGAUAUAGAGAAUAACCGAAUAGGAUUUGCCCCUGCAAAAUAA
This is a messenger RNA of Mycetomoellerius zeteki, 1157 nucleotides long. RefSeq names its product lysosomal aspartic protease. Gene Ontology annotation, biological process: proteolysis. Lineage: Eukaryota; Metazoa; Arthropoda; Insecta; Hymenoptera; Formicidae. Gene Ontology annotation, molecular function: aspartic-type endopeptidase activity. The transcript has 8 exons. The record is from RefSeq and is a predicted model, not a curated record. Bases 15 to 1157 code for a protein of 380 amino acids.